AUGGAACUGCUCUACGUUGACGGAGGUCGCUCAGUCGUCAAUAUCCUAAUGCAUCCACUCAGCAGAGGAACGGUAUCAAUCACGUCAUCAGACCCCUUUGCACCUCCCGCCAUCGACCCCAGGUACUUUUCCCAUCCUUACGAUGGGCAGGUGCUUGUCGAGUCAUUGCGGUUUAACAGGAAACUGUUGGCGACUGCGCCCAUUCAAGCUCUAGGCGCAACCGAGACGCUUCCGGGAACGGCCACCGAAAGCGAUGCGGACAUACUGAGCUUCAUCAAAGGGGUCACCUCAACGGAGUACCACUAUGUAGGAACUUGCGCAAUGCUCCCGAAGGCUCUGGGUGGCGUCGUGGACGCUGAGUUGAAAGUCUAUGGUGUUGAUGGUUUGCGAGUCGUUGAUGCGAGUAUCAUGCCCCUGUUGCCAUCGGCGCAUACCCAAGCGACGGUGUACGCAAUUGCAGAGAAGGCUGCAGAUAUUAUUUUGGGACAUUCGGUAGAAGGUCGUGAAUAA
Messenger RNA from Colletotrichum chrysophilum, 510 nucleotides. RefSeq lists its product as uncharacterized. Bases 1 to 510 code for a protein of 169 amino acids. Gene Ontology annotation, molecular function: oxidoreductase activity, acting on CH-OH group of donors; flavin adenine dinucleotide binding. The transcript is spliced from 2 exons. Gene Ontology annotation, biological process: secondary metabolite biosynthetic process. The record is from RefSeq and is a predicted model, not a curated record. NCBI's taxonomy places the organism in Eukaryota, Fungi, Ascomycota, Sordariomycetes, Glomerellales, Glomerellaceae.